UUCGUAGUUGCAUCCCCCCCUCCCCGCUCCGCGUUUCCAACUUGUGUACUGUUGCAUUUGUCAUGCUCAGCUGUCACCAUGAAUUAAUAGCCUCCAAAUAUAUGUAUGCAUGUGAUAUAAAUCUGCGGCAGCCUAGAUAUAAUUGUGCAGAAUGUUCCUUUACACCUACCCAUCUCAAAGCACAGUGUUUGCGUUUCUUUGAAGAUACUGAGAAGAGCGGUGCAGUUUGGAAAAGCGCAGAGUACAUUGGGUCUUGUUAUGCAGUGUAGGCUGGCCUUGAACUUGCUUGUGUAGCCCAGGCUGGCUUUGAACUCAUGGCAAUCCUCUUGCCUCAACCUCCUGAGUGCUGGAAUUACAGUUUACGCCUGCGAGGGGCCAUUUCCCGGGCGCAGACCCGCCUCCCGCUCACUCCCGUGCAGCUUUCUCACCGGCGAAACUACACUUCCCAGAAUCCUCUUCGUCGCCGUCGCUCCGUAGGAGGUGUUGGGCGAAUCUGCAGACGCUCUGCGAAGCUGCGCGGGUGAGAGAAGCACGGGCCGACCGGCGAGACCCUCUGGCCCUGGCUCAUCCCAGAUGGCUCGGAGGCAGGACGAACAGCGAGCGGGUGCGCCUUUGAUGGCGGAAAGCAAAGCCGAGGCAGAGGUUAAGCUUAUUCUGUACCACUGGACGCACUCCUUCAGCUCUCAAAAGGUGCGCUUGGUAAUUGCUGAAAAGGCAUUGAAGUGCGAAGAACAUGAUGUAAGUCUGCCCCUGAGUGAGCACAAUGAACCUUGGUUUAUGCGUUUGAACUCAACUGGAGAAGUGCCUGUCCUUAUCCACGGGGAAAACAUAAUUUGUGAGGCCACUCAGAUCAUUGAUUAUCUUGAACAGACUUUCCUGGAUGAAAGAACACCCAGGUUAAUGCCCGAUAAGGGAAGCAUGUAUUACCCACGGGUGCAGCAUUACCGAGAACUUCUUGACUCCUUGCCAAUGGAUGCCUAUACACAUGGCUGCAUUUUACAUCCUGAGCUCACUGUGGACUCAAUGAUCCCAGCUUAUGCGACCACAAGGAUUCGCAGCCAGAUUGGUAAUACAGAGUCGGAAUUGAAGAAACUUGCCGAAGAAAACCCUGAUUUACAAGAGGCUUAUAUCGCUAAACAGAAGCGGCUUAAAUCAAAGCUUCUUGAUCAUGACAAUGUGAAAUAUUUGAAGAAAAUUCUUGAUGAGUUGGAGAAGGUAUUGGAUCAGGUUGAAACCGAGUUGCAAAGAAGAAAUGAAGAAACCCCAGAAGAGGGCCACCAGCCUUGGCUCUGUGGAGAAUCUUUUACCCUGGCAGAUGUCUCUCUUGCUGUCACAUUGCAUCGCCUGAAGUUCCUAGGGUUUGCAAGGAGAAAUUGGGGAAAUGGAAAGCGACCGAACUUGGAAACCUAUUACGAGCGUGUCUUGAAACGAAAAACGUUUAACAAGGUUUUAGGACAUGUCAACAACAUAUUAAUCUCUGCAGUGCUGCCAACAGCAUUCCGAGUGGCCAAGAAAAGGGCCCCAAAAGUUCUUGGCACUACCCUUGUAGUUGGUUUGCUUGCAGGAGCAGGAUAUUUUGCUUUUAUGCUUUUUAGAAAGAGACUUGGCAGCAUGAUGUUAACAUUUAGACCCAGACCAAAUUACUUCUAGUUUUGUUGGGAUCUGGUGGUGGCAACUCACCCAAUCAUUCAGCUAGACUCUUGUCCACUCUUCCAGGCCCAGUGAAGAAUUAUCCCAGGCAACUAGUUAGAAGCAUAAUUCACAUUACUCUUUGGAUAAUUUCUAUGGGGAGAGAUGGUUAUGAAAAUGUUUUUGUAGGCAGAUAAGUGAGAUGACUUGUUUGCAAAUGUGAACUAUAUAUUCUUAAAACAUGUGCAAGGUCAAGAUAUAUAAAUACUGGUAGAGCAUAGACCUUGAACCCAAUCCAUUUCAGGAUCAACUUAAAGUAAUUCAGGGAGAAGGUUAUUAUUAUGAGCAGAAGAAUCAAUAAUCGUGACUACCUAUAGCUCUCCAGUUGAGAUUAUCUGCAUAUGUUGAUUGUUAGGUACAGUGUCUUUCCAUAGAACUCAGAAGUCAUUUUUGUACCCAACACAGAGGUUCAGACAGCAUCAGAACCUCACACUGCUUUAUCUUACCACUGCUAGUCUCAGGCAGAUAUAUGGGAGUCAAAAAGAAGAGAAAGAAGGAAGAAUAGGAGAAUGAAACCUAUACAGAGUAGAGCGGCAGACUGUAACGUCCAGUUUUCUCCAGUGUCACUCAUGGUUGCCUGCUUCUUUGCUAAACACUACAUUUAACUGCUCAUGUCCACAGCUUGCACAUAUACUCCUGUAAUUGAAAACUUUAGGGAAGAGAGGGCUGGGAAGUUACUAGGGAGCAGGGAGCUGGAGAGAAGCCCAAACUUUAUGUAUAUUGUACCUUACUUGACCUUAAAUACUUGUGGACCAUACACAUUGAUUUAGUAAGAUUAAGUGAUUAUAUACUUGAGCCGUGAUGCCCAUUGGAAUAUGUCUGCGUAGCGUUUACAUGAAUGUCUUAAGUGAUACGAAGACUGUUCCUUCUGGCCUUUAAUUCAUUGGGGACCAUGUGAAAUAUUCUUGUCUACCACUGUGUCCAGUUCUGAGAAGCUUGGCCUCUACAACCCUCUUUGUACACGUAAGUGGCAAGUAGAUGAAUGUCCCAGAUCAUAACAUGGGGUGUGGCUGGGUAGUUACUUUUGAGGAAUAUCAAGUACCUUCAACCUUCGUUUUGAUUGGCUAAUACAUUAGUACAAACUGUUGUAUAGGCCUUCCAUCUAUAUAUUUAUGAUUGUCCACAAAGUCUUAAGAAAUUAAAGAGGAAGAGAAAGGGCUAGCCUUUGCCUUUGGCAAUUAAUCAGAGAAGAAAUGUAAUGAGACCCACCUGUAACAUCCAUGUAUGUGAAGACAUUUUGGAGAUACCUCAGUCCACCUGGAGUACACAGUCACAAUCAUUCAACGAGUAGUGGAAUUGUAAUGUAUAGUGUGUCUUCCAAAAAGUCUUCCAUGGUGUCAGGAAAGCAGUUGCUUCUGAGCUGGCCAUCAAGGUCUCCAGAGCAGUUCCAGGCAUCUUGUGGGCAGAUUGUACAGAGAUGAUGAACUCUUUUAGAGCGUAAUAAAAGCUCAUUUGUAUUGUCUCAGGUGGACUGUGAAAAUAGCCAAAGAAUGUACCGAUUCUUUCAUUAAUACAAGCAGUCAAACCUGGGAAGCAAGACUUUUUGAUGGUAAAAUGAUUUUGUACUUCCAUUUUGACUCUACAUUCCAUUUCAUGAUCUAGUUAUUGAAAACCUUGGUAAACUGGAUAUACCCUGUUGAUGAAAAAUUAAAACCUCCAGACUGAACUUAAUCUAAUGGUAAUGAAUAUAGGUUCAGCUUUUAUAAUGUCUUAAUUUUGCAAACCAGUGUAUCACCUCAAGGAGUAUGUGAAUCUGUUUGUUCUCGGAGCAUUCCAAUCUUCGUGCUCAUGAAAGAGUCAUAUAAUUGAUUAUUAACUAAUUUAUAGUGUUUCAGAAUCUUUUAUGACAGUCUGUUAAUAACAAGAACUGAGAUACAAAGAAAUAAAAAUUGGCUUUAAAAAUCUACAAAGGAUAUUUACCUGUGAAAGGGUUGUUGAUUAAGAAUAAAAUAGAAAUCUUAAUUUUCUUUCAAUGUAUAUAUGACUGAAUCAGAGGAAAUCUAGGAAAUAUUUACAACUUUCUUAUAAAAUUUUAUUAGAGAUAUACUUUUGUCAAUAUUAAAGAUGAAGCUUCCUAGCAAUUUUACUUGUUUCAUGGGUACUCUUACCAGGUUUUUUAAAAAAAAAAAAAUUAGUGAUGUAAUGACCGCUAGAUGCCGCUGUUCAUCCAGUGGUCUAAGGGAGUGUUUAUCAGGUUCAGCCUGUUCUCUGAAAUGUUUUAAGGGAAGAUAAACAUGAAUGACCUUAUCUCUGAACGGGACAUCUUCAUCAGAUUAUUCAUCUGUAAAAAAAAGCUUGAGAAAAUGUAACAUGGAUUUCUUUUGCUUUGUGAGUAAUAACAGCACCGUACCAUGUCAAGCUAAACAGUUGAACAUGCACCAUUAGGUAAAUAGGCACUUUUACAUAUCUUCUUUUUCAUGAUCACUAAUGAUUGGCCAGUAUGCUCCUUGUUUUCCAAAAGUGUCACAAGUAGAAAAUGCCUGAGGUAGUAAAACUAUUGGCUAUUAUGUUUUAAUACUCAUACAUUCUCUUUGAUUGUUGUUGUAAUUAUGUCUUCUAAAUCUCAAAUCCUUGUAAAUUGCUUGCUCAAUUUUUAGUAAUUAUUGAUAUUGAUGCCAGAAUUGUAGAUUUUUGUUGGCAUUGACUAUUAUAGAAAAACAAAUAUUCUAUUCUGUCUGUAAGAUUGAUAAACAUAAUUGAAAAAUAAACAUGAACCUGAACACAAA
Molecule: messenger RNA, 4415 nt
Organism: Cavia porcellus (domestic guinea pig)
Lineage: Eukaryota; Metazoa; Chordata; Mammalia; Rodentia; Caviidae
Gene: Gdap1
Product: ganglioside induced differentiation associated protein 1
Exons: 8
Coding region: 574-1650 (358 amino acids)
Biological process (GO): mitochondrial fission; mitochondrial fusion
Cellular component (GO): mitochondrial outer membrane
Source: RefSeq, a predicted model, not a curated record